Clonostachys byssicola is the source of this 975-nucleotide messenger RNA. The record is from the annotation of a GenBank genome assembly. Lineage: Eukaryota; Fungi; Ascomycota; Sordariomycetes; Hypocreales; Bionectriaceae.
AUGUCGGCUUCAGAAUUCGAGAACAAGGAGAUCACGCCCUUCUCCGUUGUGAAUCCCAACAAGAGCAACUGGGCGACUACGGCCAAGAAUGUCCUGCCCUCGAAUUUCUCGAGCGCCAACGUUACUCCUGGCAAUGUCCCGGGCCAGAUAAACUACGAAUCCCUGCGAAAGAGCGGCGGCAUCCAGGAGGGCGCCAUGCUCACACUCACGUCUGCGAUCGGGACCCAAGUUGGCGUCCACGUAUAUGAGCCCAGCCCAGAGGCUGCGAUUGACGUCGUUGUCGUCUUCUUCCACGGAAACGUCCGACCAACCCGAUAUAACCCUGAUAUCAUCACGCCGUUUUUGAAGUGCGGGGCUACUGUCGUCGGUCGAGAUCUUCCCGGGUACGAUCAGAGCUCCUUUGUACCCAACACCCCAGGCUCAGUGGAGCUUGCAGCUAUCGCAAACGACGAAGUCGUUAUGAAGUGGGUGCUAGAGAAGUAUCCAACCUCCCGUAUUGUCCUCUGUGGCCGUUCGAUCGGGACCUUGGCCUGGAGUCGCCAUCUCUCCAACCCAAGAGUUGUUGGCGCGAUUGGGAUCGUGCCGCUUAAAAGCAUGGCAUCCCUGAUCCGUCCCCAAAUUGAGAGCAAGACCCCAGGACUUGUGUCCAAGUCGCUGGAAACCUUUUCGGUCAUCGGAUGCUUCGAAUCUGUCUUCGAUGCGAUCUACCCUGCCAACUGCCAUCCGGAAAAUCUGGAGGGCCUCACAACUACAGGGCUCCGGAUCGCCAAGUUUGAAUCUGGAGUUGGCGGGAAACGUGUGACCCUCUUUCCAGCCAGCAAGGACUUGCUUGUCCCGAGGGAUGCGGCAACUGAAAUCAAGACGAUGCUGGAAGCGUCCAACGUGGAUGUGAAGAUGCAUACACUGGAAGGGGGCCACAGCGCUUUGCCUACCGCAGAGCAGCUUCAAGAAGCCUUUGAGAGCAUCCUUGUGUAG